Closterium sp. NIES-65 is the source of this 1680-nucleotide messenger RNA. Lineage: Eukaryota; Viridiplantae; Streptophyta; Zygnematophyceae; Desmidiales; Closteriaceae. The record is from the annotation of a GenBank genome assembly.
AUGUCGCUACGGCGUCUCUUGCGCGCACGUUUCUCUGUCCGUGUUUCAAGUGGUGAAUCACUUGAGAUUGAUUCGAGCAAGCUGUUAGCGCGUUUUUAUGUUGUGGAGCGUGUUGCUGUUCCGUCACUUUUUGAUCGCCGCAGCCUUGUCGAUUGUGACGCGCUUUUCGGCUCGCGCGGCUCUCGUGCUGCUUCCCCUGCGCCUCUCCUCUUUUCCCAAUCUGCUCCAUUGUCCCGCCCCUCUCCCCAUCCCCGCGCGUCCGUCGUCGUCAGAACGCUCAAGGAGGUGCUUGACGGAGCAUUAACGGCCGCCGGCGGCGAUCCGUCAGCAGCGGCGGCGCUAGCGGCGGCGUUGGAAGAGGAGUACGGCGGGCCCAGCGGGCUGCUGGACCUGGAUCGCCCGUUCCCCGAGGCGCCGCAGCAGAUGACGGCGGCGGCAGAGGAUGGCGGCGACAGCAAGUUGGCCGCCGACAACGUGGUGGAGGCGUCGGCGGCGUCGUCGCUGUCGCGCACGGUGAUCGUGACGGCGCUGUCGGAGGCGUGGGCGCCCAUGAUGCACUUCUUCCUCGACCGCCUCCGCCUCGUCGAACAGCAGGCGCGCGCGGAGGGGGAGGCGGAAGCGGAGGGGGGACUGAACCGGCUGGUGGAUCGGCUGGUGGUGGUGGCGUACGACGACGCGAGCUUCGACGAGUGCUGCUCGCUGGGGCUGCACUGCUACUUCGACUGGCAGGACGACGCGGAGGAGAAGGAGGACUUCAGCGGCGACCAGAAGCACUUCAUGACGCCCGCGUACAUCCACCUCGUGUGGCGCAAGGUGCACGUGGUGCGCAGCAUGCUGGCGCUGGGGUACGACGUGGUGUUCACGGACAACGACAUCCUCUGGCUGCGCAACCCGCUGCCGCAGCUGCUGCUCGCCGCGCCCGAGGACAUGCACAUGAGCGUCGACUGGUGGAACGCCGACUCGCGCAAGGUGAUGGGCAACGGCGGCUUCUACGCGGCGCGCAGCAACACGCGCAUGCUCAAGUUCUUCGACGACUGGAUCGCCUGGCACAAGCGGCUACCGAAGCACCGCAUUCAGCAGAUCUUUGACUGGAUCCGCCCCGAGGCCAACCCCUUCACGCGCACCGCCACGCCGCUCACGGUGCGCUACCUGCCGACGGCGAACUUCGGCGGGUUCUGCGAGAUGGGCGCGCGGAUGGCGGAGCUGGUGACGGUGCACGCCACGUGCUGCUUCGGACUCGACUCCAAGCUGCGCGUGCUGCGCAAGGUCGCCGCGGACUGGGACUGGAUGCGCGCGCUGCCCCACGACCAUCUUUCCGCUGCCGUCCCUGCAUGCACGGGGGGUUGGGAGCCGCUCUGCGGGGCAGCAGCGCAUCUGCAGGUGAAGGUGGUGUGGCGGGCAGCAGAGCAGCAGGCACGGGGCGCAUGGCAGGCAGGGGCAGCAGGGAUGGGAUUGGGAGCACGAGUGUGGGCCAUGGCGGACGCUGGUGCAGCAGGGUGCAGGUGGGGUGCAGCAGAGCGGUGUGGGGAAGACAAGGCGUGUCCGUGUGUGGCGAGGCAGCUGGCAUGCGAUGGUGUUGGAGAAGGCGAGUCCACAGUGCGCCUCAACUGGUGCUGCACAAUGCAGCGCCUCAACUGGUGCUGCACAAUGCAGCGCCUCAACUGGUGCUGCACAAUGUAG